Messenger RNA from Protopolystoma xenopodis, 1182 nucleotides. Lineage: Eukaryota; Metazoa; Platyhelminthes; Monogenea; Polystomatidea; Polystomatidae. The record is from the annotation of a GenBank genome assembly.
AUGUUAGAAAAGAAUGUGAGUUGCCUUCACUGUCGAUUGGUCACCCUUCAUUCCGCGUGUACCAAUCCAGCUUCCCGCCAAGGCGUCUACCCAGCCAGUCGACCGACCCCUCACGACACGGCAACAGCCAAUGACGAAGAAGGGGAUUUCGCUCGCGAAACCCAUUCUCCAAUCGCAUCACCGUCAGACACACAAGCUUCUACCGCAUACGGAGCUGACAUCCCAAGGGAGAUGUCAGGCUUCGCUGCCUCCGUUCGCCCCUCGCCUUGCCAGCUCCGCCCCCAAGGGACGUUGGUAGUUAAGGCGAGAGCAGACAAAAAACAUGACUCUAGCAUGUCGCUCCCAGCUCCACCUCGCUUGCUCUCUCUCUCUCUCUCUCUCUCUCUAGCCGCUUGUCCGGCCAUCCAGCGCCGAGGGCUCCAGUCACCGGCCGGGUCUGGCCAACCGCGUCCCUCGAGUCGAGGGCUCAACCGACUGGCCGGCCGAGAGACCGCGUGGGCGCCCCAGCAUCAAAAAUGCCCUCUUGAGAGCAGCAUUUUUUGCUCCCACAGGGCGGCUCCAAUGUCUGCCGGUUACCAACCGGGCCUGCCUGCCCCAGAGUCUGUUUCGACGAAUGCCCGUUCACCUCGACCGCCCCCCCACCCACCACCACCACCACCAUACUAUCUCAUCCCACCCAGUGACACAGUUUUUGUCCGUGUGUAUGCUGGUGUGUGUUCAUUUGUGCGUGCGUUUGUGUGUCUGCUCAACGGGUGUACAGGUUGUGGUAGGAGGAGCAACAUCCAAUUGUGCAUAUGCGUCUGGUCCCUUUCCGAUAUCCACGUGGGAAAACUGGGAAAAGUGAAUCGAAAGUCUCAAAGGAGUGUAUGUACGCAGCUGUCAGGUUGGCCCAAGUCCGAAAUAGCCCCUUACCCAAAGUUUGGUCAGACCGGGACUGUGACAAGAGGCUGUGUUGAGGUGGCUUGUGUCAGAGUGUAUGCCGUCCUGUACCACAGCGCUUCCGUCUGUCCAGGCCGAAGGAGCGAGGAAGCGAGAGAGCGAAAAAGAGCGACAGCGAGAGAGCGAACGAACGAAAGGCGUGCAUAUGCAUCCCCAGCCAGAGAUACGGAAGAAUUCCCGAGAUACCAGCCGAUGCAGUCAAGACUUGCGAGACCUUGGCCGUCGAGUCCCAACGGAGUCUGA